Exophiala oligosperma is the source of this 1257-nucleotide messenger RNA. RefSeq lists its product as uncharacterized. The transcript has 2 exons. Lineage: Eukaryota; Fungi; Ascomycota; Eurotiomycetes; Chaetothyriales; Herpotrichiellaceae. The record is from RefSeq and is a predicted model, not a curated record. The coding region runs from base 323 to 1159 and encodes 278 amino acids.
CUUCAAUCCAACCAUCGACGCGGGCCUUGACGCUGGGAAUGGCGCUCUCAAUGUCAAACAAUUGUCCCGUCGCUGUAAAUGCUGACUUCAAAAUAGAUUCGAUCGACGAGAAUGGAGAGGUAUCGUACGCACGAAAACAAAAGAGCGAGGAACACAAUAACAUCAACCAGAUCGACAUUGGAAUUCAUUUUCCUCAACCACAAGAUAGCGAGUACGACGAUUGACUCUAGUUUUAUUCAUUGAGAUUGGUGUUUUCGAAAUCAAGAGAGAUAUCUAUACCCAUAUCCUCCUUUCCUCCAUCGAGUUGUUUUAUUUCCUCAACAUGACUUCCACAAGCACGACUCGCACCGUGGCCUUCUUCGGUGCCACGGGAGGCGUCGCCAACGCCAUUCUAGUCCACACCUUGCUCUCGGGACACCGCGCGGUAGCGCUCGCGCGCACCCCGUCGAAACUCCGCGACCAACUCACGUCUCAAGGUCUCGACGCGGCGACGAUCGACGGCAACCUCACCAUUGUCCCAGGAAAUGCCCUCGACGUGGCCAGCGUCAAGAAGACUCUCCUGGCAUCAUCACCCUCCGCUGACGGUGGUGACGACUUUCCCACGCACAUCGUCACCGGCCUGGGCGGUACGCCCAGCCUCACCUUCGACUGGUGUCAUCCUGGACACAUCGCGACACUCGACAAUCCCACGAUCUGUGAGACGGCCGCCAAGACGCUCGUGACGGCUCUGCGCGAAAUCCACGCCGAGAGAUCUCUACGGACGUCUCAGAAACCGCUCUUGGUCUUCGUCAGCACCACGGGAAUCAGUAGAGGGGUCGAGGAUGUCCCCUUUGCCAUGCGCUUCUUCUACCACCAGGCAUUGGCGAUCCCGCACGUCGACAAGAGGAAGAUGGAAGACGUGUACCGCGGCGAAAUGGAAAAGGGUGAGGGUGAGGGCGUGUUUCGAAACGUCGUGGGCAUCAGGCCGACACUCUUGAGUGGGAGCGUCGAUUACAAGGACGCCAAGGGCCUCGAGGGAUUGAAAGUCGGCACCGAGAGUAAGCCGGCUCUGGGGUUCAACGUGAAGCGUGCAGACGUGGGACACUGGGUGUAUGAGAAUGUCAUCAGUCCGAAUGGGACGGGGAAGUGGGAGGGCGAGAUGGUGUCGUUGACUAGCUAGAUUGAUAUUCGAGAUAUAUAUUCGUAGAUCCAGUACGGUUAUAAGGCGCAACCGAAAAGAUACCAGGAAGUUAUAACUACAUAGACAUGAUGGCAAAC